This is a messenger RNA of Hemicordylus capensis (graceful crag lizard), 3737 nucleotides long. It is a transcript of the gene ACVRL1, whose product is annotated as activin A receptor like type 1. Gene Ontology annotation, cellular component: plasma membrane; BMP receptor complex. Lineage: Eukaryota; Metazoa; Chordata; Lepidosauria; Squamata; Cordylidae. Gene Ontology annotation, molecular function: transforming growth factor beta receptor activity, type I; SMAD binding; ATP binding. Gene Ontology annotation, biological process: heart development; cellular response to growth factor stimulus; BMP signaling pathway. The record is from RefSeq and is a predicted model, not a curated record.
AUACAACUGCACCCCUGAGAAAAAUGGCACAGGGAGCUAUCGUGGGCCUUUCCUUGGCUAUCCUGAGUCUCCCAAGAUACAUCAUAGCCGCUAAUCUGACCUGUGUUUGUGAGCAGCCAGACUGCGAAAGCAGCAAUUGCACAGGGGAAGUGUGUUUUGAAAGCAAACAUCUGGAAGAAGGGGUCCUUGUUCACAAGAAAGGAUGCUUAAGGGAUCCCAAGAGCGUGUACUGCAAGGGCUCUGACACGGAUACCUAUGGCAUAAGGUGCUGCUGGGCCGACAUGUGUAAUGCGAAUUUCACCAUUCAGUUGCCAGGAACAGAGAAGCCGGGAGAGAUCCCAUCUCUUCAGAACCUCCUCCUGAUGACUUUGGUCCCACUGUUUGCUGUUUUGAUUCUUGCUGUGUUGCUGGGGCUCUCUGCAUGGAAGGUGGCCCAGAGUCGACGGAGACAGAUGCUGUUUGGGUCGGAUGAAUUGGGGGACCUGGACUUCAUGCUGAAGGCAUCAGCGGUUGGAGACAGUACCUUAGAUGACUUGCUGAAUGAUGACUGUACUACUGGGAGUGGCUCUGGGCUGCCUUUCCUUGUUCAAAGAACGGUGGCUCGGCAGAUCACCUUGGCUGAAUGCGUUGGCAAAGGACGCUAUGGGGAGGUAUGGCGUGGUAUAUGGCAUGGGGAGAACGUGGCUGUGAAGAUCUUCUCUUCCCGGGAUGAACAGUCGUGGUUCCGUGAGACACAGAUCUACAACACUGUGCUGCUGAGGCACGACAACAUCUUAGGAUUCAUUGCCUCGGACAUGACAUCCAGGAACUCAAGCACGCAGCUGUGGCUGAUCACCCACUACCAUGAACAUGGCUCCCUCUAUGACUACUUGCAGUACACAGCACUGGAUGUGGAGAACUGCCUGCGCUUGGCUGCCUCCAUCAUCUGCGGGCUUGUUCACCUACACGUGGAGAUCUUUGGCACCCAGGGCAAACCAGCCAUUGCUCACCGGGAUCUGAAGAGCAGGAACAUCCUGGUCAAGAGCAAUAAACAAUGCUGCAUUGCUGAUCUGGGUCUGGCAGUCAUGCAUUCCCAGAGCAACGACAACCUGGACAUUGGGAACAACCCACGGGUGGGCACCAAACGCUACAUGGCACCUGAGGUUUUAGAUGAACAGAUUCGUAUGGACUGCUUUGAAUCCUUCAAACGGACUGACAUCUGGGCAUAUGGCCUUGUCCUUUGGGAGCUAGCCCGAAGAACAGUUGUUAAUGGGAUUGUGGAAGAUUACAAGCCUCCUUUCUUUGACAUGGUGCCAAUCGACCCCAGCUUUGAAGAUAUGAAAAAAGUGGUUUGUGUUGACCAACAGACGCCCACCAUCCCAAAUCGGCUCUACUCUGACCCAACUUUGUCUGCCCUGGCUAAGAUCAUGAAGGAAUGUUGGUUCCAGAGCCCCUCAGCCAGACUUACAGCUUUGAGGAUUAAAAAGACACUGAAAAAGCUCAGCAAUUCGUUCGACAAACCCAAACAACACUCCAACUGCAGGGACACACUCUGGGACCAGAGAUCAAAUUUCUGACUCAUUGGCUCAGCAAAAAGUUCAAGGUCACCCCUUCAACUUCCAGGGCUGGACCUGGCCUCUGUCAAUGGCUGCAUCAAACCUUGUUUGAAAUCUGGCCAAGAGGAUUUGGGCUAGAGCCCCUGUGGCUGGGAUUGAUUCUUUGCAGGGGGGAAAUUCACAGAACAGAUGACCGCCAUGCAUUUUGCUUCAGGCAUCCUUCAUUCAUUUUCUCUAACAAAAAUGGGUAAAGAAAACCCGCCCACCUCUUCACGAACAUACAUUAAUAUAAAUACCCCCUGGAUCUGUAACCUGACGCCAGCCCGUCUCGUCUCGCCACCAACGCCUGAGCACAGCACUCUGCCCAAAGGGGGUGCUGCCUUGGAAACACCAAUUAAGGAUCAUUCAUAAGCCAGCUUUUAGAUUGUGCCUAUAGGAUCUGAGAGAGUGAGAGAGGGGUGGGGGGAGAGGGAGAGAUAUGCAGAGGCAUGUACUUGCAAGGCCGGGAUCAGAUUUUAGUGCACAUAUAUGCAAGCGUCAUGUGCCAGAGGUGUUUGGGAUUGGUAUGUGUAUAUUACAGCUGUUUGCACAUGGAAGAAUGUCUAGACAGACAGAAGCAUGCAAAUGAGGGGGAAAUCUCUCUUUAAGUCUGUGGUUUUCUGUGUGCAAGGAAUUUCUGUGCUUUCAAGACCACGUGGAGGGAUAUGCAUAUUUUCACUUAAACAUGAUCUCCCCUCUCACUUCUGCAAAAUCUUACAAAAUCGGCCUGGGGGUUUGAUGGAUUUGAUGUGGACAAUAACUUGAUUGCACUGCACAGUGUGUAUGAGCAGAUGAGCUAUGCUAAGUUGUUACAGCCUGGAAGAAUGCCCCCUCCUUUGCUAGAGCUGGCAUUAGGAUCCCAGAGACUCCCCUAUUAUAGCUGCUACAGAAGCCAAGACAGGUCAGAUAAGCAAGGGUGCUCCUACUUCCUGCCUGGCCUGCAGGAGACAUCCUAAUGCACCGUAUGUCUCUGCUUUGUGCUUGUAUGUACACAUACAGGUGAAUACUGGGAUAGCUGCUGGCAUUUGUUUAAAAUUCUUUCAGACUGUUCCAAUGCCAUCCAUCCAAAGAUGAACAGGAUUAAAUUGAGAUGUCCAACUUCUGUGAACUUCAGGGCUUCUCUGUUUGCCAGAUGGUGGAGAAAAGUGGCCAGAGGUAAUACCUACAUGUACUAGACCUAAGCAACACACAGGCCCUGUGCAGACACAAUGUUUUACCAUGGCUUAACAAUGACUAAAUAUCACAUCCGAAUGCCUAAGUGAUGGUUAAGGAUUGGCCGCAAACCAAGAUGUUAAACCAUGAGCUGCAGAGAUAUGUGGAUUUUAGCCAGGGCCAUCCCUAGGAGGACGUGGGGCUGGGGGCGAGUGGCACGCCCCUUCAGUAGCGCUCCUUCUUUGCUGCCACUGCCAGCACUCGCAGCACUAAAUUCAAUCACCUCCCUUAUUCUAGCAAUGAGAGCAGCAACCGAACUUCCCAGCACUGCACAAACUGUGGGAGAGGCACUCCCCACUCAUUUAGUAUCCAGCUCCCAUGGCACUGGAAAGUUCAGCUGCCUCUCUCCUCGCUUAAACAAGGAAAGAGGAAAACUUCCCAGCACCGUGUGACCUGCAUAUCCACUGAAAGGCGUGUGUGCACUCUUGAUGCCUAAUCAGGGUGCAUUUAGUAUCAUCUCACCUCUCAUUUAGUAUCGAGUUUGUGUGGAACUGGGAAGUUUGGUCCCCACUCUUAUCGCUAGAACAAGGGAGGCGACUGAACUCAUGAAUGCUGCACAUGUUAGAUAUUGAGAGGGCGAGAGAGAAUGUGUGGUGUGUUUGGGUCCGGCCACAGGGCCUGGCUAAGCUCAGGGCUCAGGACGGCCACCCCACCCAAAGGACGGGCCUGGUUUUAACCCUUUUGUAUCUGUGGAUAAUGAGGUCGGGUGUCAAUUAGACACUCGCGGAUGUGCAGAGCUGCAAAUAGCGAGGUCCACCUGUACUGACCUUUCCUGCAUUAGCUUACUCAGAAGUAUUUAUACCUGCACAUAGUAUACCUACGACAGGGCAACUGAGAAAACCUGAGUGAAUGACACAUGCUCUCGUUUCACAAAGAAGACUCAAAGUUGCUUAGACAUUUGUUUUGCACAGAAGUGAUGUGGUAUUUAUUAAAGUUGCACCCAAAAAGGCA